CCACCCUAAUGUCGAAGAUCAAGAAAAGAUAGCCCUCAGAUAGACCUGAGAACAUCAGUCAUUAAUUCAUUAUGGGCAACAAUCUACAAGCCCAGCAACAAGUCUCUGAUCCAGCUCCUUGGCCCGCAGAGCUUGUCAAUGCUUUCGCUUCACUUGUAGCUAAAGUAAAGUCUAAAUCAAGCGAGACAAUAUCAGACCUUUCAGUCCUCGUGGACUACAUAUGCGGGCUACCAAUCAGUAGGAGCAAUCAUCAUCAGUCCACAUCAUCGGACAGUCUCAUUCCUCAACUGAAAGAGGCUCAAACUCUAGAUAAAGUUUACGACGUGAUCCAACCAUUGAUUAGAUUCAAUCAAUGCGACCUGCUCAAGUGUCUUGUUGAUAAAUUUGGAGAGGAGGAGACCAAGAGAGAGCUGGAGGAGUACUUGUCAUCAGUGGAUAAGUUCAAUCGAGAGAUGACAGUUGACGAGUUAGUGGAACUGAUGACGAAGCAACAAAUUAACUGGACAGACCAAGAAAGAGAGAGAGCCGAGACAGAAGGAUGCACCAUUAAAAUGAUACUUGACGAUAAGUACGGCAGGAAUAAUCUCGACCGGUUGCAGAAAGAUGUCACUUCUAUUUUCAAUUGUGAGAAUUAUGUCCUAGCUCUUGCUGCUGCAAAGAAAGGCUCCAUAGAGUUAGUGUGGUGUACUGGAGUGGGGGCUGUCCAGUACUUGACUGAAGCUGCAGUUGAUAAUAUGGAGCUACUGAAUGAGAUUGGAGUAAUUGAAUUAAGAGUUGGAACUAAUUCCAUAAAAGUAAAUGGAGAGGUUGAUGCUAGUGAGAUGCCUCCAUCAAACAAUGCCAUUGAUGAAGUGUGUGCAGACGGUAACACUACAUCUCAAGAACAGGGGCUUCUCUUGAACCUGUUCCAAAAUAUUGCCGGAUUCAUGAAAGCAGGGAAUUUGGAAGAUGCUUCCAGGUUGCUGCACGAUCCUCAGCUACCCAGUGAUGACUUAGGGGAGUUAUUACAAAUGGUGGACGAAGAGGGUUCAUCUUUACUACACAUUGCUGUCACCGUCAAUAACUUGGAGAUGGUCAAGGUUGUUCUCACUGCUAUACACAAGAGAAAUGAGGAGUCAUUGAAGUGGCUACGGAAUGCGAAAGGAGAGUCCCCAUUACACAUUGCAUUCCACGUUGAUAGUAUUGAGAUUAUUAAGGCAUUGCUGGAAUUCCCUAAAGCAGCUGUCAUCCCAUCUAAUCACGCCAACCUACUACAGAUAGCAGCCAGUGAUCCUUCACCCAAUUCUGUCAUUAAACUCAAAUUAGUCAUGGAACAUUCAAAUGGGAAUCCACUCAAUCUCUAUCCUGAUUUCAGACAGCAUUUCCCUGCCGUUCGAUUCCCAAAGGCGGAGCUAGAGAGUACCAUACCAGUCAUUGUUGUUGGUGAUUCCAAUGCUGGAAAGAGCACUCUUAUAAAAUCCCUCCAGAUCGAAGGUGUCAAGAGUCAAUUCUUUCAUUUAUUUUUCAGUGUCUCAAACGUCAGUGCUCACAAGGCUGGUAUAAUUCCGACCCCAUUCCAAAGUGCCUGGUUUGGGAACGUAGUUUUCUACGACCUCUCAUCACAUCGUGAGUUCGUACAUGAGGCAAUACUACACUGUGGGCACCUCUCUGAUGCUGUAUUCAUUGUCGUUGUCAAUCUUCAUGACAAGACUGAUGACAUCACUAAGCAGCUGGUAUACUGGCUCAAGUUCGUCAAGUAUCAUUACAACAAGGCCUGUGGGAGGUCCGACCGACUUCCUAAUGUAGCAAUUGUUGGUAGUCAUCUUUAUCAGCUGAGGUUUGGGAAGCUGGCCAAUAGAGAGAGGUUUCUACAUUACGCCUAUCCAAGAGCUAGACCUCAUUUCAAUGAAGCUGAUUUCAAUAUAAUAGCACGUGAGCUGAUGGACUGUAGAAAGAGCUCAGUACCUAAUACCAUACUCCAUCUUGCUCUCUCUCAUGAGUUCAAGACACUUCGGAGAAACAGGCCACAGCUGCCAUCCCAAAGCUACAUAUUGUAUGGAAUGAUGAAGGACUACUGCAACAAGAAGAGGGUCUCAUUCAUGUCUGUGUGUGAGAUCCUCGUCCUCCUGGAUAAGGAAGAUGCUCAUUGCAAGAUGAUUCAACCAAAAGUCAUGGAAGUCCUUAGACUUUGUAAGCCACUGGGAGAGCUCAAUCUCCUCCUGGUGCUUGAAAAUGAGGAGGAGCUUGAGAGGAGUUGGAUAGUCAUUGACAGUCAUUCUCUUCUCUGCAAGGUAGAGCAGGCCAUUUUUACUGACGACACACCAGCUACAAAUGAUGGUAUCCUAAUGCAUGAUGUUCUAUUGAAUCUAUUUGAUGCUAUGCCUAACGUUGAUCCUGAGAUGAUGAUAAAGCUCAUGAUCCAUUACUGCUACUGCUCCAAACUCCAUUCCACAUUCUCCCCUCUUCCUUCAUGGGCAAAGCACAACAGAUACUUCUUUCCUCAUCUCCUCCCUGAGCAGCCGAUCAGCCAACCAGCACAACAAAAGUUGAUGUUUGCUUGGACUCUCUCACCUUCUUCACCUUACCAAUACUUCAUGCCGUACUUCAUUCAUCACUUUUUACUGCAGCUCUGCCAAGAGCCCGAGAUUUCACGAGAGAACUAUGAUCGUGCUCGCCGCACUUUAAUCACAAGCUUCCCUGCUAUUGGUCUUGAGAUGGUAGUACAUGUCUACUCUAAUCAAGCUAUCAUCGUGAGCAUGAGGACUGAGGGUCCCAGCUCGUCUGAAAGUAUCAUAAACUGCCUCCAAAUGAGGAACCGACUGGUGGCUAAGAUAAGAAAUGUUGUUGAGGAAUUGGAUCCCGAAAUUAAGAGUAAUCUCUCGCUUAAAGAAGCUCUGAUUAGUGGAAAAGAUAUGCGACAUCCUGUCCACUAUCCUGUACUACAGCCACCAAAGAUAAGAGGAAUCAUACACUCUGAGAUAAAGCAGAGAUAUGGUAUAGAUGAUGUACUGAAUGCAGUUAAGAAUAGAUCAAUGAGUGUUAGACCAAUGAAUCAUCCUGAACCACUGUCAUCAGUUGAAGACCUGCUAGAGUUUGAACCUUAUUUCUAUCUAAGUGAUGAAGUGAGAUCAACUUUAAAAGAUCCUGUGAAUCCAGCUGACAGCAUCAGUGAUGCUUUCUUUGAGAGUUUAGCUAGAGACCUGGGGAUGGAGAGACUUCAUUUGGUUUUGUCUGCAGUUGGAGUGUCCUCCAUUGAUAAUGAGUCCAUUAGGGAGGUACCUGAGGGUAACUUUCACAGGAAGCUGAGCAGAGCUGUUAGUUUUGUACAAGGAAUGGGACUAACUUAUGAUAGACUAAGGACCAUACUGGACUCUGUGUCUUUCUUUAAACUUCAUGAACUUUACUAAUAGUAGAUGUUGUUAUAAUUGUCUCAAAUGUUUUAUAAUUAAUUAUUUUGAAAUAACAAAUUUUAAUGCUAUUAAUAGCAGUCAAAUCAAA
Amphimedon queenslandica is the source of this 3477-nucleotide messenger RNA. RefSeq lists its product as uncharacterized. Bases 72 to 3386 code for a protein of 1104 amino acids. The transcript has 4 exons. Gene Ontology annotation, molecular function: protein binding. The record is from RefSeq and is a predicted model, not a curated record. NCBI's taxonomy places the organism in Eukaryota, Metazoa, Porifera, Demospongiae, Haplosclerida, Niphatidae.